This is a messenger RNA of Phyllostomus discolor (pale spear-nosed bat), 3920 nucleotides long. It is a transcript of the gene EMILIN1, whose product is annotated as elastin microfibril interfacer 1. The transcript is spliced from 8 exons. Lineage: Eukaryota; Metazoa; Chordata; Mammalia; Chiroptera; Phyllostomidae. Gene Ontology annotation, molecular function: extracellular matrix constituent conferring elasticity; protein binding. The record is from RefSeq and is a predicted model, not a curated record. Bases 457 to 3507 code for a protein of 1016 amino acids.
CCCGCCCCGCACAGCCACUCUUGCGCCUCUGAACAGCCACAGGGGUAAAGUCCUGUCAUCCCCGGGAUCCGGUCACUGGGGAAAAGGGAUAAGGAGACCAGAAGAGGGCCCGCUGGGGCGAGUGGGAGGGGGCCCAGGAAGCAGCGUCUGAGAGGGGCAGGGACCAGGCGCAGGAGGCCGGGGGCACGGAGAACAAACUCCCCUCAGAGGUGGAGAAGAGGAGAACGGAAGGAACCGAGGGAGGGACAGGCGGGAGCCCGAGGAGGAAAGAGGAGGGGAGAGGGGUCAGGCCAGGAGGCCACGGAGGAGGCGUGUGGCUAGGGGCUGCUGCCGGCAGGAAGCUGGGGACAGGACCCGACCCUCAACCCUUGGAGCAGCGAGCAUCCCCACUCCGGGCAGAGGCGCCAGCGGUCGGGCGGGAUGAGCCUCUGAGGGCCACAGCGGAGCGCCCCCACCAUGGCCCCCAGGACCCUCUGGAGCUGCUACCUCUGUUGCCUACUGACCACAGCCGUGGGGGCAGCUAGCUACCCUCCUCGGGGUUACAGCCUCUACACAGGAAACGGUGGGGCUCUCAGCCCCGGGGGGCCCCAGGCCCAGAGCGCCCGCCGGCCUGCCAGCCGCCACAGGAACUGGUGUGCCUACGUGGUGACUCGGACAGUGAGCUGCAUCCUUGAGGAUGGAGUGGAGACCUUCGUCAAGCCCGACUACCAGCCUUGUGCCUGGGGCCAGCCUCAGUGCACCCACAGCAUCACGUACCGCAACUUCCUUCGUCCGCGCUACCGCGUGGCCUACAAAACGGUGACGGACAUGGAGUGGAGGUGCUGUCAGGGGUACUCGGGUGACGACUGUGCCGAGAGCCCCGGCCCCGCGCUGGGCCCUGCCCCGGCCACGCCUCGCCCCCGGCCCCAGCCGGGCCGCCCCAACCUCUCCGGCUCCAGUGCCGGCAGCCACCUGAGUGGGCUGGGCGGGGAAGGUCCCGGGGAGUCAAAGAAGGUGCAGCAGCUGGAGGAGCAGGUACAAAGCCUGACCAAGGAGCUGCAGGGCUUUCGGGAUGUCCUGCAGGGACUGAGUGGGCGCCUGGCAGAAGAUGUCCAGAAGGCCGUGGAGGCGGCCUUUAACGGGAGGCAGCAGCCAGCAGACGCAGCCGCCCGCCCUGGUGUGCAUGAAACCCUCAACGAGAUCCAGCAGCAGCUGCAGCUCCUGGACAAGCGUGUCUCCACCCACGACCAGGAGCUGGGCCACCUCAACAACCAUCACGGUGGCGGCGGCGGCGGAGGAGGAACCCUGGACCCAGCCCCAGCCUCCCCUGGCCACAGCCAGGAGCUGCUGCGGGAGCUGGAGCGGCGUCUGCAAGAGUCCUGCUCCGUGUGCCUGGCGGGACUGGAUGGCUUCCGCCGGCAGCAGCAGGAGGACCGAGAGCGGCUGCGUGGACUGGAGAAGGCACUGGCCUCUGUGGAGGAGCGGCAGCGGCAGCUCGCCAGGCAGGCUGUGGGCCACAGGCCCCCUCAGGAAUGCUGCCCUCCGGAGCUGGGCGGGCAACUGGCAGAGCUGGAGCGGAGGCUGGAGGUCGUGGCCAGUUCAGUGAAAGUGCUCAGUGGGCGGAGAGGCUCGGAGCUGGAAGGUGCAGAGGGGCACGGAGGCCAUCCCCCAGGCUACACCAACUUAGCAUCCCGCCUCUCCCGCCUGGAAGACCGAUUCAACUCUACCCUGGGUCCCUCGCAGGAGCAGGUGGAGGGCUGGCCUGGGCGUCCUGGGGGACUGAGCCACUGGCUGCCUGCUGCCAGGGGCCGACUAGAGAAGCUGGAGGGGCUGCUGGCCAAUGUGAGCGGAGAUCUAGGUGGCCGGCUGGACCUGCUGGAAGAGCAGGUGGCGGGGUCUGUGCAGGCAUGUGGGCAGCUCUGCUCUGGAGCCUUGGGGGAGCAGGACUCCCAGGUCAGAGAGACCCUCAGUGCCUUGGAGCGCAGGGUGCUAGACAGCGAGGGGCAGCUGCGGCUGGCGAUCUCGGGCCUGCACAAGGUGGGAGCGGCCGGGGAGGCCCGGCAGGCCACGCUGGAGGGACUGCAAGGGGUCGUGGGCCAGCUCCAGGGUCGUAUUGAUGCUCAGGAUGAGACAGCUGCAGAGUUCACCCUUCAGCUGAACCUCACAGCUGCACGGCUGGGCCAGCUGGAGGGUCUGCUGCAGGCCCGUGGGGACGAGGGCUGCGGGGCCUGCGGUGGCGUCCAAGAGGAACUGGGCCGCCUUCGGGAUGGGGUGGAGCGCUGUUCCUGCCCCCUGCUACCUCCACGGAGCCCUGGGGCUGGCCCAGGUGUUGGGGGGCCAAGCCGUGGGCCUCUAGAUGGCUUCAGUGUAUUCGGGGGCAGCUCCGGCUCAGCCCUACAGGCCCUGCAAGGAGAGCUUUCUGAAGUCAUCCUCACCUUCAGCUCCCUCAACGACUCACUGCACGAGCUCCAGACCACGGUGGAGGGCCAGAGCGCUGAUCUGGCGGACCUGGGAGCCACCAAGGACCGCAUCAUCUCUGAGAUUAACAGGCUGCAGCAGGAGGCCACGGAACACGUCAUGGAAAGUGAGGAGCGAUUCCGAGGCCUGGAGGAGGGACAGGCACAGGCUGGCCGGUGCCCCAGCCUAGAGGGGCGAUUGGGCCGCCUGGAGGGAGUCUGUGAGCGGCUGGACACGGUGGCUGGCGGACUGCAGGGCCUACGCGAGGGCCUUUCCAAACAUGUGGCGGGGCUCUGGGCCGGGCUACGGGAAACCAACAGCACCAGCCAGACACAGGCAGCCCUGCUGGAGAAGCUGCUGGGGGGGCAGGCGGGCCUGGGAAGGCGACUCAGUGCCCUGAACAGCUCACUGCUGCUCCUGGAGGACCAGCUUCACCAGCUCAGCCUGAAGGACCUCACUGGGCCUGCAGGUGAGGCUGGGCCCCCAGGGCCUCCAGGAGUACAGGGACCCCCAGGCCCUGCUGGACCUCCAGGACCUCCAGGCAAGGAUGGACAAAAGGGGCCCAUUGGGCCACCAGGGCCCCAAGGUGAACAGGGAGUGGAAGGGGCACCCGCAGUGUCUGUGCCCCGGGUGGCUUUCUCAGCUGCCCUGAGCUUGCCCCGGUCUGAACCAGGCACAGUGCCCUUCGACAGAGUCCUGCUCAAUGACGGGGACUACUACGACCCACAGACCGGCAUAUUCACCGCGCCACUGGCCGGACGCUACCUGCUGAGCGCAGUGCUGACUGGGCACCGGCACGAGAAAGUAGAGGCUGUUCUGUCCCGCUCCAACCUGGGCGUGGCCCGCAUAGACUCCGGUGGCUAUGAGCCUGAGGGCCUGGAGAAUAAGCCGGUGGCCGAGAGCCAGCCCAGCCCGGGCGCCCUGGGUGUCUUCAGCCUCAUCCUGCCGCUGCAGGCUGGCGACACGGUCUGCAUCGACCUGGUCAUGGGGCAGCUGGCGCACUCAGAGGAGCCGCUCACCAUCUUCAGCGGAGCCCUGCUCUACAGCGACCUGGAGCUAGAACAGGCGUAGGCAGGGGGCAGGUGGACCGGCCUGAAGCGUCUCUGCCCGCCAAAGAGCCAUGGGGGGCGGCGGGCGCCCGCGCGGGACUGGGCACUGGCUCGGCACCCCAGCCCUCGGCGAGUCGCCGCCUCCAGACCCGCUGCAGCAAAGGCGCCGGUGCAGCCUCCUCUCCACUCCCCACGAACAGAGUGCAUCAGGUUGGGAUCUCCGGAGUCCCCUCGUCCAGACUUUUGGCCUGACCGCUGUCCCCUGCAGGACCCGGACUGCGGAGGAGCAGAUCUUGGUAGCCUAGAAGCCCCCCCAACUGGCUUCUAGGCCGACUUCCUGGGUUCCACGGGUCUCCCGAGGGUGCUCGGGCUCCCACCGCCAUACUAAACUAUUCAGGAAUAAAGACACUUGGUUUUUAUAAAAAAGAACAAAAC